AUGGCAUCCGCAACCACAAACCCUACAGCUGGCUUACAGUCCGCGCUCGAUGAUUUCCAAGGUGUUCUCAGCAAAGAAGACAAAACGAAACUUCAGCGGAUCAAGGGAACUCCCAAUGCUGACUCGGUGAUCCAGUUCACAGCCUUGCUGGAUCGCGAGAAUACCCAGCGAAGAGGUUCGAGCAUCGCUACGCGCUUGUAUCCUAUUCUGCUCUCCGUACAGCAAUUCUCUGGUAUUGUAGACACUUUUGCGUCCUCAAACCCAGCCAUUGCAGCUUUAGUAUGGGGUGUUGUUAAGUUGACUAUGUUGGUGCGUUAUCCCUUCAAUUCGUAA
This is a messenger RNA of Pseudomassariella vexata, 333 nucleotides long. RefSeq lists its product as uncharacterized. The coding region runs from base 1 to 333 and encodes 110 amino acids. The transcript is spliced from 2 exons. Lineage: Eukaryota; Fungi; Ascomycota; Sordariomycetes; Amphisphaeriales; Pseudomassariaceae. The record is from RefSeq and is a predicted model, not a curated record.